UGCAGCCCCUGGUAAACAGAGACGUCAGCUAGAAGUUUUGUGGUGUCCAAAACAAAAGGGAAAGUGACAUUUACUUCACGGAACCGGCAUAGAGAGUGCCAGAGCCGGACGGGCGAGCACGGGGGGCUUCCGGCCGCGGCGCGGGGCUAGACCGCCUCAGCAGCAGGAAAGGCGGCAGUGAGCGCUCACCGUGUCCGUGCAGGCAGCAUGGCGUGUGCGGGCUGAACGACCCCGGUGUGUGCACAGCUGGAGGAGAAGCGGCUGAAGACCCGCCAGCACCCGAGGCCUCCGCCAUGGAGGGAACUGACGCGACUCCCGUGGACAUUGAUCCCGACUUCGAGCCUCAGUCCAGACCUAGGUCAUGCACAUGGCCCCUUCCCAGGCCCGAGCUGUCAGUAGUGCAGCCCGCCACCCCCGCAGAGGAGGGCAGAGCAGACCCCCCGGAUGGCCCUUCUCUCGUGCCUGCCGAGGACAGAGGCCUCUCUGACGGCCUGGUGGGGGCAGGAGUGACUCCCAGGAAAGGGGGAUCACGGAGGAACGCCUGGGGCAACCAGUCCUAUGCAGAACUCAUCACCCAGGCCAUCGAGAGCUCCCCCGACAAACGCCUCACCCUGUCCCAGAUCUACGAGUGGAUGGUGAAGACGAUCCCCUACUUCAAAGACAAGGGAGACAGCAACAGCUCCGCGGGCUGGAAGAAUUCAAUCCGUCAUAACCUGUCUCUGCACAGCAAGUUUAUUAAGGUUCACAAUGAAGCAACUGGUAAAAGCUCUUGGUGGAUGUUGAACCCAGAAGGUGGAAAAAGUGGUAAAGCACCACGUAGAAGAGCUGCAUCCAUGGACAACAGCAGUAAGCUGGCAAAAGUGCGAAGUAAAGUUUCUAAGAAAAAAGCCCAAGGUCCUGGAGAAUCAACUGCAGGAAGCCCUGGUUCACAACCCCCAAAAUGGCCUGGCAGUCCUUCUUCACGCAGUGGAGAUGAUACUGAUGUGUGGACCAGUUUUCGGCCACGAACAGGUUCCAAUGCUAGUAAUAUUAGUGUUCGCCUAUCCCCUAUUUUGACAGAACCUGAUGAUGUUGCUGAUGAAGAGCUGCACUCUUCACUUAGCUUCUCAAACAGUGUACCCCCUACUGUCUCUGAGGAAUUGGAGCUUAUUGAUAGCUUAACCAUGUUGUCUUCAGGAGCACCACUACAAGGAGCCCCCAAUUUCUCAAUACAUUCACCUCAAACUCUGUCUUUUGGUAACUCUCUGUUUGGUCCACCUGAUGCUUCUCCUGUGCGGGGUCCUUCUGGACUCUUUCAACGACCUCAGACUCUGGAAGCCCUUUUAACUUCUGAUUCUCCUCCGCCUAGUAAUGUUAUGAUGACGCAGGUUGAUCCUGUCCUGGGACAGAGCGGAGGACAAAAUCUACUUAUGUUGGGUGGUCAGAGUAAAGGUAGGACACCUGAGCAACCAACUAUUUCUCUCAAUGCUUUGGUGCCUCCUAAUGUUCUAUCAAUGAUGGGGCCUCCUCCAGCCACUUCUAUGCCAUCCCCUAAACCAAAUUCCUUUGGUGCAACUUCAGAUCGUCUUCCCACAGAUUUGGACAUGGACAUGAUCCUUGAAAAUUUGGAAUGUGACAUGGAAUACAUAAUUAACAAUGAGUUGAUGGAUGAAGGUGGUCUUGAUUUCAACUUUGAGCCCAUACAUCCUGGCACCAACCAGAACAACAACCAUAGCUGGGUACCCAGUUAAGGAGAGAUGCAGUGGGAGGCUUCGCUUUAUUUUUAUUUUUUAUGGAUCCAGUGAAGAGUAUUGGCGUCAUGGAUACAGUGUGUGGACUUGGCAAGACCUUUGACUGAGUUCUCCAGCCAAUAGCACUAUAUAAUGCCUCAGUAUAGCACUAUACACAUGUAUACCUGGGCUCAACUAGAGACAAAGCUGACAUGCAUUGCAUAUGCUAUGCAUUGAGAACAUACUCCACCCUGCGGUUCCUGAGCGUGCAUAAUGCAUUGCCUGCCAUAUGGGUAAUAUAUGUGCAAGAAUAGAAUUACCAGAAACUGAUAUCAUAAUGCAGCAUAAACAUAUGUUUGCAAAUGGUUGUGGAUGUAUAGUGGGAUUUUGUGUAUUCUUCUCUAAGAUAAACCAACUUGACAAUUUGUCAGAGAGAGUAACUGAACAGGUUAUUGAAAAUGAAUAGGUAUUUCAGAACUAUGACCCUGGUCCCCGAGUUUUUGGCCAUAUCAAGUUAAGAAUAGUUUCUCAUGGACUGUACAGUUCUCUAGCAGUUACCCUCCUAUUGUACGCUAUAUGUAAAACUUUGCAUAUAGGUUGUAUUGAGCUGUAUACAGCUGAGGUGCAGGCACCAACCCAAAUGUAAUCUAGCCUAACAAUAUGAAUAUAAGUAAGAAAUUAAUAAUUGUAAUUUUAAAAAAUAUAUAAUUUUUAUACUCAUUUUGUAGUUCUCAGAAAGAGGGUACUUUGUACCCUUUUAAAACACUAAAGAUGCAGAUGUGGAAAAAAAAGGGUCAAAUUGUCCAGUCACCAUAUACCUUUAUUACAGCAUUAUCUUUAGCGUGAUUGUCUUUGCUUAGCCAUUUAGCUUGACCCAUUUCAAAUGGGUUUUCAAGGUGUUUAAUAUUAAUGAGCUGUCCUCAGGAUAGGUCACCGGUACCUGAUUGCUGGGUGUCCGACACCAGGCACCUCUGCUGUUCGGCUGUUUGAACAGUGCUCAACCACAGCACCAUCCAUAAACAGCAGCUGUGCUUAGUAUUGCAGCUCAACCCCAUUCACUUGAAUGAACUGAGCUGUUCUGAGGCCAUGUGACCAGUGAACAUGACAUCACUGGCCUAGGAAGAGGCUGGGGUGCUCACGGAGUAACGUGACCUCUUCAGACAGCUGAUUAGCAAGGGUGUCGGGAGUUUGACCCCCACCAAAAAGAUAUUGUCAUCAAUAUUACACGCGUGACACAUACUGUAAAUACCGUAUUUUAUUUCUUAAAGUCAUCAAUAUCUGAUAAGUGGGGGAAUGAAUUCCGGCACCUCGAUCGAGCACUAAUGCACCCGCUUCAUUGUUUACAGCCUUCGUACUUUUGUAUUGCCUGGUAUUGCUACUAAAUUCUGUGCACUUGAAUGGGACAAAGCUACAGUGAGCUGCAAUGCCAUGUACAGCCACUAUCAAAAUACACUGCUCAGCCAAUCGGCUUAUUGGUGCGGGUGUCGGUAGUCAGGCACCUGAUGGCCUAUGCUUAGGGGUCUCAGAAAACCCCUUUAAGUCCAGAGACAUUUAAAAUGAGCCACAUGGUUAUAUUUUUAUAGAUACUAAUUAUUGAUAUUUUCUUUAUGGUUUGGCUCCAUGGUCUCUAGAUUGGGCUAUUUUUGUAUUGUCCUAUUUUAUGGGAGCUCCAACAUAUACAUUGCCAAUAGUUGUUCUCCCAGGAUUUGACUCUUUUCAAUACCAGAUUAAAAAUCUAUUUUUUCAAAAGCCGCCUUCUAUUCAGAACUGCCUUACAUGUACCCCAAAGAAAUGAAAAGGGCUCUCCUGACACCACAAGAGAUUUCCUUUACUCCAGGUGUCAUGCUUUUAUAGUACAUACUAUGAUAUUCAUGCCAAGAUCCUAUUUUUUAUUUUGUUUUUAUAUUUUUGCUUUAAUGUAUGUUUUAAAACUAUGGGUACUCAUAUUUAAGUGGUUAUCCCUUUAAAAUGUCCAAUCCAAUGCUACAUUUAUUUCCUGAGUCUAGUAGCACCCUCUGUUAAACUGUUAAUUGCUAUAGCAGAUCAGCCUGUUUCGCUUUUUAAGUUGUUUUUAUUAUUUUCGUACUCUUCAGCAACAUUUCUGAACGUUUAAUGAGCUAUCAUUACAGUCCCACCUCGCUUCACUGCAGCGAAGAACUUUACGUGUUUAACACUAAAAUGUCUGAACCAAUCGGAGGUGAUGAACAGAAGCUGCAAGGCCGUAGUUAGAUGAGGUCCUCUCUGAUUCAGGUUUACCGGCUUCAUUCAUUCAUGCUACAUUAUAGUUUUCAGUGAUGCUAAAGAUAUGCAAAAUGGUGUGCCCAUGAUUUGUGACCAUUUUCACUGAACACAUUUUUGUAAUCCAACUUAAUUUUGAACUAAUUUAGUAUAUUUUAUAAAAAUAGAUGUAACAAGACUUAAGUUUACUGCAUAUAUUUUACACUUGAAAGUAAGAUUGUUGAAAUUAGCAAAGUAUAUGUUUUAAUCUGGAAAAUGCUGGAGGUUCUGCUAAAAGAUGUAGAUGCAAGAAAUUGAUCUAAGGGUGUGAAGUUCUAAUGUAUGAAGGGUGUCGCAUAUAGUGAAAGCCACUGAGCUGAGGAGAGACUUUGAGGGUUAAAGAAAAGACAGGUAGUGACAAAGAACGAGGCAGUUUAUUGUUUUCAAGCCUUCAUCCAUUUUAACACUGCAGUUUUUUUUUUUUUUUUUACAGAAGUAAGCUUUUAUGGAGUUUUUAUCUUUAGAUUCCGGGAAACUGCUUUCUUUGAUGUUGAAUUAUGUUACCUUGGGUAUUGAUAGGUCAUUUAAAGUGUUAGUCAUUUAAAAAAAAUAAUAAUAAUAACUCUUGAUUUUUCAUGUCAUGGUGAGGGCCCAGAUACUGAGCUUUGAGACCUGUAAUCAGCUGUUUGGAUGUCCUUGGAGAAGGAGGGGUUGGCGGUGUAUGGACUCAUAGACUCUCUGAGCCUGCACUCCGCUCUGAGUAGAACAGACCUCUUGAUUGGUGGGGGUCUCAGCGCUUGAAUUAUUAUUAUUAUUUUUUUUUUU
Molecule: messenger RNA, 4751 nt
Organism: Bufo gargarizans (Asiatic toad)
Lineage: Eukaryota; Metazoa; Chordata; Amphibia; Anura; Bufonidae
Gene: FOXO4
Product: forkhead box O4
Exons: 3
Coding region: 294-1730 (478 amino acids)
Biological process (GO): regulation of transcription by RNA polymerase II
Cellular component (GO): nucleus
Molecular function (GO): DNA-binding transcription factor activity, RNA polymerase II-specific; RNA polymerase II cis-regulatory region sequence-specific DNA binding
Source: RefSeq, a predicted model, not a curated record